Molecule: messenger RNA, 3885 nt
Organism: Akanthomyces muscarius
Lineage: Eukaryota; Fungi; Ascomycota; Sordariomycetes; Hypocreales; Cordycipitaceae
Exons: 2
Coding region: 1-3885 (1294 amino acids)
Biological process (GO): activation of protein kinase activity; mitotic DNA replication checkpoint signaling; mitotic G2 DNA damage checkpoint signaling
Molecular function (GO): anaphase-promoting complex binding
Source: RefSeq, a predicted model, not a curated record
AUGUCCGCGCCGUCCUCGCCCGCGUCUUCGCGAGGAGGUUCGCCAGCUCCCAUGCUGACGCCUCGCUCUAAAAUCAAGGCCCUCCUCGCUACUGUUGGCAGCAGUGAUGACGAAGACGGCACAUCUACACCAUUGAAAACGACGGCUCGUACCUCGGUGAGGUCAGCCCUUGCACAGCUCGACGACGACGACAGCGAGUCCGAUGUCGAGAUCCGCCCCCGAGGUAGACUCGCGGCCCGUAUGCAGGCCAACAGCGCAUCACCCAACGAAAAGAAGCCACAAAACGCGCGUGAACGCGUAAAACAGAUGCUAGAACGCGAAGAGGGACAACAGCAACCUCAAGAGGAGCAGAAUGAUGACGAUGACGAUUUACCCGUAGCUCCUCGUCGUUUACAACGUCGCCAAGCUCGCGAUACCACACCAGAGCAAGAUUCGACGCAGCAAAAUAACACAAACCCUUCCAGCCCCGGUCUCUUCGUCUCGUCACCGGCCGGCCCCUCUCCCACCCGCAGCGUACAGCAAAAUGACUCGAACUCAGACAGCGAUGCUUUACCUGACAUCAAGUCGAACCGUUUCAAGGCUCUCGUCGAGAGGAAGCGCCAGGAGCGCCUGGCCCGCGAGGCCAAGGAAGAAGCUGAGCGAGCCGAGCGCCGAGCGCGACAGGAGAAGCUGUCUUCUGAGCUCGACGGCCUCGACUCCAACGAUGAUGACGUCUCCAACAUUGAUGACGACGAGGGCGGCCAGACUCUGACGCAAAAGUCAGCCCGGCCGUCCCGCAAGGCUAGCAAAAAGGCCGUUGAGGAAAUGAACCGCGAGACGCAGCGCAUGGCCCGAAGCAUGCAGUUGGCCCAUGAGGCCAAGACGCGAAAGAAGAUUACAAAGAGCAGCCUCUUCGAGAGGUUCAACUUCAGACCGAAUGGCCAGCCUGCUGAGCCUGUAGCCGAGCCUGCCGCCGAGCCUGCCAGCUCCAGCCGUCCUACUACCCCUCAAUCCGAUGUCGAGAUGGCAGACGCGGAAACGCCACCAAGCUCCCCCCCAUCAGCCAAGAAAGCCCCUGAGGCCCCCAUCACCAUGAACGCUGGGAUUGAUAUCGACGAGGACCUGCCCACUUUGGACGAAAUCUCUGGCUCCGCUCGUGCUCAGCCCAUCGAAAAAAGCAAGAGCACAGCCGUUGAGGUCGCUGAAGAGAAGCCAGCUGAGACCGAAACGGCCAAAACCCGUGUUCGUGUCCGCCUUCCUAACCUCAUAAAGUCACUCGCUACUGGCUCUGAUGACGAGCUUGAAAUCACCGCCACAGUCCAGGACAAGGUCAAGGCUGUUUUUGACAACGUGCCUGUAAAGGCCGCCCAAGAGUCGCACUCCUUACAGGUUCUUCGCGCCCUUGCUCUCGUGCAAUCCCCAGACAGAAACCAGGGCCGUCGCAAGAAGAAUCAGACGGGGAUGACCAACAACCAACUUCAAGCUUCCCUUCAGCAAAGAGCCAGACAACAGGCCAAGCUGGAGCGCGCCCGUCGACUCGAGCUUCUCAAGUCUCAGGGCAUUGUUGUCCAGACGAUGGAGGAGCGUGAGAAGCAAAUGGAAGAGGUGGAGGAUAUCGUCACCAAGGCUCGUAACGAAGUCCAACGUCUCAUGGAGCACGAGCGCGAGGCCGCCAAAAAGGAGCAGAGGGAAACCACCACCGCUGAUCCACUUGCCUGGGACGACAGUGAUGAUGAGUACCAGGCUUCUGAAAAGGAGAUGGAAGUCGAAGCUAUUGAGCUCUCUGGAUCUGAAGAAGACGAGGGCGAUGAUGCUGAUGACGAGAGUGACGCGGCCAAUCCCCUUUUCGAUGACGAAGCUGAGGACGAAGAUGUCCAGGACGAAACCAAGGCCAAUGAGGACGAGGAGAUGGAAGAGGCUGCGGUGCUGGCGCGUCGUAGGCGACCCAGAAACGUCACAGUCGUCAUUUCGGACGACGAAGGCGAGGUGGAAAUCAAGUCUACUCCCAAGCCAGUCAGGUCGACUAACCAGAUUUCUCCCGCUGCGGCAAAUGGCGACUCCCCUGCUGCACCUGGCUCCGUUUUGCGAUCUGCAAAGAAGACGUUUAUUCCCGGUCUGCCAGUCAAGGGACCCGCUGGUCUUGGGCUAACCCAGAUCUUUGCCGGCACUAUGGACGAUAGCCAGAUCGGCACCGCCAAUGCUCCUACCCAGUCAAUGAUGCCGGACUUUGACCAGUUCCCCGACUCCAACUUUUCAGCAACCAUGGGUCCGCCCGAGGAUCACAUUGUCAUGGAUUCGCAGCGUCCCGAGACGCAGGGUGCCACGCAAGGUAUCCGCCUCAAUAUGUCGCAGUCACAGAUGCACGGCCUAGAUAGUCUUAUGCGGGACUACCCGGGCGAGUCGCAGACCAUCGAGCUUUCCCAGGAUGGUGGCUUCCAAGCGUAUACGCCUCUUAGGGAGCGCUUUGUGGAGCCUCCGUUCUCUACUGUGGCUACGGAUGUUGCCGGUACCAUGGAAGACGGCCCCCAAGCGUCGCCUCUUUUGCGACGAGGAAAGCUCCGUCGCAAGGCUGAUGUUGAAAAAACUGUCGAGCCUACUCAACCUAUAGCUACUGAAGUCUCUGCCACUGCGGAGGAUGCGUUUGCCAAGCUAAAGGCACAAGCUAAACAGAAGGAAAAAAGACGUCUCACGGAUGCUUUCAACACCAAGACGAGCAAGGCGAAGGAAAUGGUGGAGCAGGAAGCUAUGGAGUCCGAUGACGAGUACGCUGGCCUUGGUGGCGUUGACGGCGAGGACAGUGACAACGAAUCCAACGCCUCUGUGAAGGAAAUGAUUGACGACGCCACUGCCAACAAUGCCGACGACAGCAAGCUGGCUGCUUUCUAUGCUGACCGGGCUCGUGCGGAGGAUGAGCAACAAGUUGAGAAGCUAUUCAAAGACAUUACCACGGGUAAUCUGCGCCGCAAACGUGGCGCCGACUACGACCUUUCCGACUCUGAUGACGACGGUGAGGCGCGCCGACGCAUGAAGCGUCGCCAGUUUGCCAAGAUGCAAAAGGCUCUCUUUUCAGAUGAGCGCGUCAAGAAGAUGGCCGAGAACCCCGGCAACCAAGCAUUCCUGCGAACCAUUGAGGACCGCGGCAGCGACGAUGAGAUGGACAUUCUGGAGAUUGUUGAGUCGCCUUCUCAGCGCGACUCCUCGCAAUCUCCUGCUCCUGAAACACAGGAGGGUGCUCAGCAGACGAUCCCCGAUAGCCAGCCCCAGCAGCCGGCCCGUCAGGCACUCGCCACCGCACCUGCUGGCGGCGACAACAACAGGCCGCCGGCCCGCAUGCGCAGGACCAAAGACGCCAAGAAACCUUCCAACAUUGGCGAAGUCCGCGAGACUCUGUCUAACUUGCUCGAAGAGCCCGACGCUUCGUUGAUACCAGCAACCGAGGCCGGUUCCGACAGCGAAGAUGAAGACGGCGCGUCGCGCAGUAACAAGGAGAAUCGCUCUCCACGCCGCACAGCUGCCGGCGUCGUCGACCGUAUCAGCCUCAAGAGGGGCAACUCCAAUGUAUCCAGCAGCAGCAGCCGUCUUGCGUUUGCCUCGGCAGCAUCAGCGUCUGGGGCUGCGUUCAAGGUGCCGCCGCUGCUUCGCCGCGCGACGACCAACUCGUCCAUCAUUUCGACGGCGGGGAGCACCACGUCGAGCGGCUCUGCGGCUGGCGGCUUCGGCGAGGAGGCCAAGAUCAAAAAGGCAGCCGGCAAGCGCAGCGGCGUGGUGAGCCGCGCGGUGCCGGGCAACGAGGGCCACGCGCGCAUCCAGGAGAGUGAGCGUCGCCGCGAGGAGAAGAAGAUGAAGGGUGCGGAGAAGAGGCUAGGUGUUGUAGGAGGACUAUUGGGCCGCGGCUCAUUUGCAUAA